GCCGGGGCCGCCUGCGGAUCAUGUGGUGCGGCGGGAGGAAGUGCCGCUUGUUUUCUUUCCUGCGGGCGCCGGGCUCCGGGCGGGGCGCGCGGCUCCGAGACCCCCCCGGGGGCGGCGCGGGCCGCGAGCGCAGAUGAGGCGCCCCCGGCCCCGCUCCGGCGUCCCGGGCCCGAUGGCGGCUCCGCCGUGGGACCCGCUCCGCAACGACUCUCUGCCGCCCACGCUGACCCCGGCCGUGCCGCCCUAUGUGAAGCUCGGCCUCACCGUCGUCUACACCGCGUUCUACUCGCUGCUCUUCGUGUAUAUCUACGCGCAGCUCUGGGUGCUGCGCUACGGCCACAAGCGGCUGAGCUACCAGAGCGUCUUCCUCUUCCUCUGCCUCCUCUGGGCCUCCCUGCGGACCGUCCUCUUCUCCUUCUACUUCAGAGACUUCGUGGCGGCCAACGCGCUAGGCCCCUUCGUCUUCUGGCUGCUCUACUGCUUCCCCGUGUGCCUGCAGUUCUUCACGCUCACGCUCAUGAACCUCUACUUCACGCAGGUGAUUUUCAAAGCCAAGUCAAAAUAUUCUCCAGGAUUACUCAAAUACCGGCUGCCCCUCUACCUGGCCUCGCUCUUCAUCAGCCUCAUUUUCCUGUUGGUGAAUCUGACCUGCGCGGUGCUGGUGAAGACAGGCGGCUGGGAGAGGAAGGUCAUCGUCUCGGUGCGCGUGGCCAUCAACGACACGCUCUUCGUGCUGUGUGCUGUCUCCCUCUCCGUCUGUCUCUACAAAAUCUCAAAGAUGUCCUUGGCCAACAUUUACUUGGAGUCAAAGGGCUCCUCUGUGUGUCAAGUGACGGCCAUCGGAGUGACCGUCAUCCUUCUCUACACCUCCCGAGCCUGCUACAACCUGUUCAUCCUGUCAUUCUCCCAGAGCAAAAAUGUCCAUUCCUUUGAUUACGACUGGUACAAUGUCUCAGACCAGGCGGAUCUGAAGAACCAGCUAGGAGACGCCGGAUACGUGGUGUUUGGGGUGGUCCUCUUCGUGUGGGAGCUCUUACCCACCACCUUAGUCGUUUACUUCUUCCGAGUUAGAAACCCUGUGAAGGACCUUAGCAACCCUGGAAUGGUCCCCAGCCAUGGAUUCAGUCCCAGAUCUUACUUCUUUGACAACCCUCGAAGAUACGAUAGUGAUGAUGACCUUGCCUGGAACAUUGCCCCUCAGGGACUUCAGGGAAGUUUUGCUCCAGACUACUAUGACUGGGGACAACAAACCAACAGCUUCCUGGCAUCAGUGGGAACUUUCCAACCAGACCCAGUUUUGGAUCCUGACAAACCAGGCCAUGGGUAGUAUCAGUCAAUUCUGUGGAAGAUUCCUCAGUGAAGACCUUCAAAGAGAUUAACUUCAUGACAGCUGAAUUUUUGAGCAUGAUUCCUGUCCAUCAGCCACGUGAAGAGGCACGUUCUAGACGACGGCUUCAGUGAACUCAGCUGGGACUCCAGCCCCGGUGCAAGUCUAAAACCUCCAAGAUCUAUCAAGGUACCACUGCCUACGAUGGGAAACUGUGUCAGGGAGGUUAAAUGCUCGGAUAUUCCGUAAAACAGAAGGUCCUGGAGGAAGGAUGGUUACCAGCGAGAUGUGACCUGCUCUGUCUAGGAAAUCUCACCUCUCGGGACAGGAGGAGGAGGAGCAGAUGGACAGACAGUCAUGCUCUGCCUUCAGGAUGAAGCCCAUUGCCAGUAUCUCUUAUUUCUCAUUAUGGUCUUCAGAAAGGAUUUCUCUCUGGGCAUUGAUUUCACAGAGAUCAAGUCUACUUCUCUUGAUGGUGAUUAAAAUUGCCAUCUCAAGUUGUAAAA
This is a messenger RNA of Mustela erminea (ermine), 1833 nucleotides long. Its product is annotated as integral membrane protein GPR137B-like. The record is from RefSeq and is a predicted model, not a curated record. Gene Ontology annotation, biological process: negative regulation of bone resorption; regulation of autophagy; positive regulation of TORC1 signaling. NCBI's taxonomy places the organism in Eukaryota, Metazoa, Chordata, Mammalia, Carnivora, Mustelidae. Gene Ontology annotation, cellular component: lysosomal membrane.